Messenger RNA from Podospora bellae-mahoneyi, 207 nucleotides. RefSeq lists its product as uncharacterized. Lineage: Eukaryota; Fungi; Ascomycota; Sordariomycetes; Sordariales; Podosporaceae. The transcript has 2 exons. The record is from RefSeq and is a predicted model, not a curated record. The coding region runs from base 1 to 207 and encodes 68 amino acids.
AUGCCCACCGUUCAAGAGCCAACACAACAGGAGCGGAUGGAAGCCAUCCCCCAGGACGGCAGUGUAGUGAAGAAGGUCAUUUGUGAGCAGCCAAAAGCUGAGCCACUCCCACAGGCGGAUAACGAGAUUUCGAUGCGUGGCGGCGGUAUGAACAUUGGGUUUACCUGUUGCGGUGGAUCGUGUUCAUUCCAUAAGCACUGCUGUUAG